CACGUGAAUUUGUGUCAUCAGCAUCAGUAUACGUGUGAGGUGAUCCUGUUGUUGUGGGGUAUAUAAAGAACGAACCUAUGGUGGAUUAGACUAUUGUUACUCAAAUUCGUUGAGAUCAUCAUCACAUUGUUUUUAAACUGGAAGUGCAUUAUCCUAUAAAUCAGAAUGCUGAAACUGCUAGUUGUUGCUACUGUGCUGGUUUCAUCAGCUAGUGCUGCAUCCCAAUGCUGUGGCCCACCUCAGUACAUGGGAGCCCUUGGGAGCCUUGUGGGUCAGUCAGCCGUCCCUGGCCAGGACCCCCUUGGAGUAAACUUCUUGCAGUACGGUGCAUGGGACUACACCAACAGGAAGUUUGGCUACAUGAUAGAUGUGGUCUUUGCCAACGGCACCUCAUCCCAAUACGGAGCCAUCCAGGAUUAUGCAAAGGGUACUCAGUGGUUGUUCGUAGAUGAAAUCAAGUACUGCAUGAUGCAAAAAGCGCCCCUACCAGAACCUUCAAUCUGUAUUCCAGACGACGCCGUCUUCUUCAGCAGCCUGUCCAUAGGUGGCAACGGAUCCGAUUCCUUGUUGGUGGACUCCUAUUCGAAGACCUACAAUGAAGGCACUCUGGUUGGUGGAGGCAGUAUCACCGUGAGGCACAAGGACUGCUUCCCGUUAGGCUCCCAGUUCAUGGGAACAAGCAGUGAGAUGGGACCCCCUGUUCCAACUGUUGUUUCCAAUGGCUGGUUUAACAUAACCAUUGGGAUCCCUAAACCCGAUGAUUGGUUUACUGUACCCAGCUACUGCGACCAACAGGAGACCAAUUCCGCCCGUCGUCCUCGUCACGUCCACAGCAUGCAUCUGAAAAGGUUCUUCUAGGUGUGGAUUCAAUGGCCCUCUAUGCCGGAGAAGUGAGAACCAACAUUCUGUUCACUAUUAUAGGAGAGGACCUGUGCUGUUGUAAUGAAACAUUUGCUGAAAUUGGGAUAAGCUUUCAUUUAAUACUUUAAUUCAAGUAAUAUUGAUGAUAAUUUUGUGUCUUAGAGGUUUGGUGUCACAGAAAGCAUGUUUUUAAAUCUAUCAUAUGCUGCACAUGAUUACAUAAUAUUAGAUUCUUAUUAUAAGUGUAAUUCUAGAUUUGCCAUUAUCAUAGAAAAUUUAAGCGCAUGUUAGGGUGCUAGCAAGACAAAUAGAGUUUGCUGAACUUUGUACAAAUUAUCAUGGACUUUGUUUUUUUUGUAUACCUACUGCAGUGUAUUUUUUAUUUUUUUUUGCCAAUCUUUUAUAAAAGUUUAAUACAUUUUGUUUAAUCAACCAUAUUCUCCUUGUCAUGAAAGUGAUCAUACAAAUCAGUCGAAAGCAAUUUCACUUUUACAUCAUUUUGUGUCAGUAACACUUUGUGUAUAGAUGGGGUGGUGGUUUUGGCUGUUAAAUAAUUUGAUGUGAAACGUUGCGCUGUACCAUUGAAAGCUCGAUUUCUGAUGUUUUGUGUACGGAUUUAUUCAAGUGUGUAAGCCAGAAGUAGAAAAUCAAUUCAUUAUACACUUAUUGUAAUGAUUAAAGUAUAGUCACUUUUAAAUGAUUGUUUUAAAAGCCAUUUCAUGCCUGUAAAUGCUUUUUUAUUUUAUAUUGACUCAAUGGAUGCACAAAAUAAUGAUUUUGAUUAUUAUAGCAACGAUAUUGAGGCUUUUCAUGUUAUUUGUAAUACAUGUGAUUGUGUCUUUCAAUGUUCUACCUUGUAUCUUCUUUCCUACUUUUAUAGGGAUAUAGCAUUCCAUAAUCAGUACUAGAUUGCCCCAGUACUGGUAUAGAAUAAAUUGUAGUGACUUUUAAGGUAAAAUAACUUUACAUUUUUCAAUAAAUUCGCUGAAAAUGUGCUCGUUUAAAGUUUAUUACAAUCAUUACAAUAACCCACUAUUAUUAUUAUUAUUAUUAUUAUUUCUUUCUUGUCUUCAUACACUUUGCUAAUUCUUUACAAAAGAAAAAAAAUGCUUUUCAAUCCGUUAUCCCAUUUACUGAUAAUCAAUUCCAAUGAAAAUGUUUAAUUUGUUCUUAAUAUUGAAAAAAGAAGAAAAGAUUAAGGCAUAAUUCAAAUACUCUCAUUCUCACUUGAAAAUGUUAAAGUUAGUUGAUCUCUGAAGCAGCUUGUUGUAUUCAGCCAUAAUAGAGUUUACUCCUUACUGGUCGACAUGUCAGCUAUCAUGCAAAAUGGCCACCUGCCAUUAAAAAUAUAAGAGAUUUGACAUUAUUGCAAUGGAAAAUCAUUAUUAAUUAAGUUAUGAUUCGAAAGGUACUUUGCUCUUGGUUGAAUAAAGUAAAUGAGGUUUAUAUACCUUGUCCACAAACUAUUUUAUAGGUAAUGAAUAAUGAUAAACAAUCUGAAUUAUUGCAAGUAUAGUGUAGUUUACUGUAAGAAUUUAUUUUUGUUAUCAGAAUUUGAUUCUUAAGUCAUUUCUUUAUGUUAGAUAUCUCGUGUUUGUUUUUGUUACCAUUAUGAAUAUUAAAUGUUCAUUAAUAUAUUGAGCUUAAAGCAAA
Molecule: messenger RNA, 2514 nt
Organism: Strongylocentrotus purpuratus (purple sea urchin)
Lineage: Eukaryota; Metazoa; Echinodermata; Echinoidea; Camarodonta; Strongylocentrotidae
Product: development-specific protein LVN1.2
Exons: 7
Coding region: 166-858 (230 amino acids)
Biological process (GO): cell-matrix adhesion
Cellular component (GO): extracellular region; lysosome
Molecular function (GO): calcium ion binding
Source: RefSeq, a predicted model, not a curated record